This is a messenger RNA of Penicillium cinerascens, 1095 nucleotides long. RefSeq lists its product as uncharacterized. The transcript has 3 exons. The record is from RefSeq and is a predicted model, not a curated record. The coding region runs from base 1 to 1095 and encodes 364 amino acids. NCBI's taxonomy places the organism in Eukaryota, Fungi, Ascomycota, Eurotiomycetes, Eurotiales, Aspergillaceae.
AUGCGAAAUUGUCCUUAUUGCGGGAAGAGGCAUUCGAACGCUAGUCGACUCCGAAAGCAUCUGCGUCAGCGCAAAUAUCGUGAGAGGAAUAUUUUCAUCGCAGCAGAGCGCCCUGGAGCUGUCGGCGUCGGGAAGCCAGACUAUAUCGGCAAUGAUUCGAAGAAUUACAGUCCGAUCUCGUCGACAGAGACCCUCCAGGCUGUAUCCCAGGAAGACCUGAGUUCUAUCUUGCGUGGUAUUCAAGCCGACUUCGGCCCUGAAUUUGGAGUUCUCACGAAAUCCCACCUUUCACACUGGAACCGCAUGUCAGAGCACAAGCAAGAUCUCUGGUACAAAGCCACCUCUUCGAUACCUUAUCUGCUUAAUGGCUCUCACUGCUGGCGAGGUCGGGCUCCUCUUGCCCGCGAGCUAUUUAUGGAUACUAUACGGGAAAUAUCGACCGAAAAUUCGAUGACUCAGAAGACCUCGGAGACCCAAUUUCGGGUCAACUUCCAAGGUGAAGUAGAUGAAGCAUUUGACCCUUAUCUUGUUCUCUCACAGCUUAUAGACCCUGACCCAAAUAAAACUGCAUUUCUCACUGGUUUACGGCUGCCAUCGGUAGACAAUUUCGGCUUUCGUUUACCCUGCGAUGUCUCUACCGUUGUAGAGCCGUUUGAUGAGACGAACAACCAGGUCAAUCUGACCCCCAAAUACUCCUUUGUGGACCUGCAUACUGGUAGUGCGGAUGGGUUAUCAACUGUGAUUGGUGAUUGCCGGAAGAUUUGGCUACUUUAUCCACCCACGGAUAAGAAUUUGAAAGCUAUGCAGUCCGUUGACGGCCAGCGUGCAAAGUUACUUCGCUUGGCGCAUCAGCUGGAAGGGGGUGUUCUUAUAAAGACGACAUCAUCGCAUGCGAUAUUCAUCCCUGUAGGUUGUGCUUAUGCCACAUUCACUCUGCAGGGUGGCUAUUUGGUUAUCAAGGAUUUUACGACUGCAAAGUCCUUGAAUGCGAUUGCAAGCUUCAUCUUCUAUAGACUCGAUGAAGCUUUGCCCAUAGAGGCUCGAGAGGUUUGCUUUGAUUGGUUUGAACGCUGUUUAGAUGUCACCUUUGCCUAA